AUGAGUAGGAAUACAGAUAAGGCUAAUAGUUUGUUAGUAAGGUAUCAAGAGCAGCAAGCUGAAGAACAAAGUGGAUACAAGGAUUACUCUCGAUACAAGAGACCCAAGAAAGUGUCUGCUGUGAAGGACUUGAAAGAGGCAUUAGAAUGGAAGAGACAAGUGCAGAUAGAGAUAAAUCAAAAGAGUACUCGAAUGUAUGAUGAGUCAUUGAAUGAGUUACAGCUUCAGGAUCUGAAUGACGAGUUAAAUGAGUUGAUUAAGGAGCGAAGUCGAUGGAACUGGCAUAUCUCCAAAGAUCUGAACGGUGGGAAUCGGAUCAAGAAGGAUAAGAAGUUGGAAGACGCGACCAGUGGUAAAUUGGUUGAUGGUAAGAGGUAUUUUGGCAGGGCACUACAACUUCCCGAGGUGGAAGAAGUGUUAUUGCAAAAGAAGAAGCAGAAGAACCACCCAGACGAUGACGACGGCGAUGUCAUGAUAGACAAGAGUCGGAUACCGACGGACCACGCACAUUCGUUCUACUACGGCAGUGGUAAUGACAAGGACAUGGAUUACGAAGCACUACAACGGUAUGAGUCUAAAUGGACGGCCGUAUUACGAGGAGAGGACCAGCCAGAAGCAGAGCCGGAGAUCGCAGCUGUGGUUGUGCCCACUCUGUCGCAGAUGGAGCUGUGGUUGGUGGAGAGGAGGAAGCGGAAGUUGCUGGAGCAGCUCGACUUAUAA
Molecule: messenger RNA, 720 nt
Organism: Naumovozyma castellii
Lineage: Eukaryota; Fungi; Ascomycota; Saccharomycetes; Saccharomycetales; Saccharomycetaceae
Gene: ISY1
Product: Isy1p
Exons: 1
Coding region: 1-720 (239 amino acids)
Source: RefSeq, a predicted model, not a curated record